AUGAAAUAUAUAUAUUGGUCCUCAUGUCCUGGGCCCUUUGGAGUGAGAGGGUGGAAGGGAGGGGUGAGGGGUGAGAGGGGGGAGAGCCAGAGGUGGUACUCUUCCUCCAGCCAAGGUACAAGAAUCAUGCAGUUGCUUCUGUCUCUGCUCCUCCCGCUGCUGCAGAUGCUGUCCCUGAUGCAGGCGGCCUCUCUGCCCACAGAUGUCAGGGGCCGAUCGUUCAUGAAGGGGAUCAACAUGGCCGAUCAGCUGCUGCAUAAGAUCAGCUCCGUCCCGAUCCCAGACUACUUGAAGACCCCGGUGACUCCCAUGAACUACAGCCUGUGCUCCAUGAUCCACAUUCUGAAAAUCUCUGCUGACCUCAUCGCCAACAUCUCCAAACACACAACAGAGAUCAAGACAGAGAUUCACGAUCUGAACAGAUUCAUGGAGCAGUCCAGGCUGUGCCAGUGUGGAGGAAUCAAACCCCAGAUCUCCAGGGACCUGCAGGAGCUGCAGAGUAGGGCCCGCUUCUCAAAAACCGUCACACCAAGAGUCUGCUAUCUGCUCACAAAGUACCUGACAAAUAUGGACCGACAGGAGAGCUGUUAA
This is a messenger RNA of Knipowitschia caucasica, 591 nucleotides long. The record is from the annotation of a GenBank genome assembly. Lineage: Eukaryota; Metazoa; Chordata; Actinopteri; Gobiiformes; Gobiidae.